Lutzomyia longipalpis is the source of this 3290-nucleotide messenger RNA. It is a transcript of the gene Inos, whose product is annotated as inositol-3-phosphate synthase. Gene Ontology annotation, molecular function: inositol-3-phosphate synthase activity. The record is from RefSeq and is a predicted model, not a curated record. The transcript has 4 exons. Gene Ontology annotation, biological process: inositol biosynthetic process; phospholipid biosynthetic process. NCBI's taxonomy places the organism in Eukaryota, Metazoa, Arthropoda, Insecta, Diptera, Psychodidae. Gene Ontology annotation, cellular component: cytoplasm. Bases 300 to 2021 code for a protein of 573 amino acids.
GAUUCUGCCUGCGGACCGGCUAACACAUAAAUUUCAUUGUGCUCCACAAGGUUUUGGAUUUUUUUCACAAGAAGAAUUCGUGAAGAUUUGUCAAAAGGGUCAAAAGAAAUUGAAAACGUGGUAUUUUUUCCCGGAAAUAUUACAGGGAAAGCAAGGAAAUUCAGGAGUGAUUUUUAGCUGCGUUUUUAUCCCCACUGGCUCAUCAAGUGAAAAUUUUAAUUAAUAAAAGAUCUAAUAAGAAGCAGGAAUUUCAGCAUUAAGGAUAAUUCAGCAGGAAGUUGUAUUAUCGUGAUAAGAAAAUGGCCAGUACUCUUGUGGUUUCAUCGCCCAAUGUUAAGUACACUGAGGACUUUAUUGAAGCAUCUUACGAAUACAGUAGUACUACUGUAAAUCGCCUUGCGGAUGGAACACUCAAGGUAGAGCCUCAGGUGACAAGCCUUAAGAUUCAGACGGAACGCAAGGUGCCACGUCUGGGACUUAUGCUCGUCGGUUGGGGUGGAAAUAAUGGAUCCACGUUAACAGCAGCACUUGAGGCAAACCGUAGGCAUCUUGUAUGGCGUACAAAGGAUGGUAAGCAAGAGGCAAAUUGGUUUGGAUCCAUCACGCAAUCUUCAACGAUUCUCCUUGGCACCGAUCAAUAUGGGCAGGAUACGUACAUUCCUAUGAAUCAAAUCAUUCCCAUGGUAAAUCCAGAUGAUAUUGUCAUCGAUGGAUGGGAUAUAAGUUCAAUGAAUCUCGGUGAUGCAAUGAAAAGGGCAAAAGUGCUAGAUGUGGCCCUACAGGAUCAGGUAUACAAGCAGCUUUGCUUGUUAAAGCCACGUCCUGCUAUUUAUGAUCCCGAUUUUAUUGCCGCAAAUCAAUCUGAACGAGCGGACAAUGUUAUCGAAGGUACGCGGUAUGAGCAGUAUCAGCGUGUCCGUCAAGAUAUUCGGGAUUUUAGACAUUCCACCGGUGUUGAGGAAGUCAUUGUGCUGUGGACAGCCAAUACUGAGCGUUUCUGUGACGUUACUCAGGGGCUCAAUAGUACAGCUGAUGAACUCGAAAGGAGUGUCAAAGCAAAUCGCUCCGAAAUAUCUCCAUCAACGAUUUUUGCAAUGGCCAGCAUUGCUGAAGGGUGUACAUACAUAAAUGGAUCUCCACAGAAUACUUUUGUUCCGGGAGUUCUGGAGCUAGCUGAACGGCAUGGAGUUUUCAUCGCGGGAGAUGACUUCAAGUCUGGUCAAACAAAACUGAAAUCUGUUCUUGUGGAUUUUCUCGUGGGUGCGGGAAUCAAGCCCGUCUCGAUUGUAAGCUACAACCACCUCGGAAACAACGAUGGUUACAAUCUCUCAGCACCGAAGCAAUUUCGCUCAAAAGAGAUCUCAAAAAGUAAUGUUGUCGAUGACAUGGUAUCUUCGAAUUCAAUCCUAUACGGUGAAGGAGAGCAUCCCGAUCAUACUGUCGUCAUAAAGUACGUCCCCUACGUUGGGGACAGCAAGCGUGCCAUGGAUGAGUACACCAGUCAAAUUAUGAUGGGUGGUCAUAACACAUUGGUCAUUCACAAUACCUGCGAGGAUAGCCUCCUGGCAGCACCACUUAUCCUCGAUCUUGUUAUCUUGGCUGAACUCUGCUCUCGUAUCAAGGUCAAAAAAGAUGAACCGAAUGCCCAUUUUGUGCCCUUCAGGAAUGUUUUGUCACUCCUGAGCUACCUCUGUAAGGCUCCUCUUGUGCCUCACGGCACCCCAGUGAUCAAUUCGCUAUUCAGGCAGAGAGCUGCCAUUGAAAACAUUCUAAGAGCAUGUGUUGCACUACCACCCAACUCACAUAUGAGUCUCGAACACAGAGUAAGUGAAAUUUAUGUUUUUUUUUUCUUCUUCGUAGGAGUGAACGCGCAUAUUCGGACUUUAAAGCUUCAAUUUUUUUUUAUAUUGCAAAAUUAUUCAAUCAAUUUUAUUUACAAAGACAUCUCUUUAAUUUUAGUCUACUCUUUUAAUUUCAGUUUAAUUUGGAGAACAACGCCGAACCACCGCGAAAAAAGUUAAAGGCUACAAAUGGAAUUACAAAUAAUGGGACAAAGAAUUAAUUUUUUCUUAACUUCACAUGAGAAAAAGCAAAAUAACGUGAAAAAUUUAUUAUUUUUGACAAAUUUUCCUCGUAAAGAAAAGUAUUUCUGUUUAUUUUAUACCACAUGAUUUUCUUUAAAAAAAAUUAUAUUGGGGAAGUGGUAUUGCUGAAAUUAUUAGGAAUAUAAAAUAAUUUGGGAUCAUUGAGAUAGUUUAAACUUUGUAUUCUCAUAUGUGUUUCUAAUUUCAAUCUAUACGAGAGAUGAGUACUCAGCAAUAUUAUUUCUUAUUCAUUUAUAAAUUCUUUUAAGUUUAUACUUACAUACAUAUAUGCAGGUAUAUCGUGGAUCUUACACAUUUUUUCAUUUAUUUUUUAUAUUUACUAAAAAUGGGCCUUAUUCAGCGACCAAGAAACCCUUGAAAUUCGCUUGAAAUCUUGAAAUUACAGUACAAAAUUUAAAGAUUUCAAUGGUUUCUUGGUCGCUGAAUUAGGCCCAAUAUUUGUAUUAAUUAUAGAAUUUUUUUCUUGUAAUAUCCAUCGAUAGUAAUUUUCAAUGAAAAAAAAACAUUCAAAAUUCAGUAAAAUUCAUUUUUGAUUGAGAAUGUAUUGGGGAAUAAAUUUUUAUGACGACUCUUUUGAGAACAAAAAUUAUACCAUUUGUAUAUACUAUGAAUAUUACUACGUAAAAAAUAUACAUAAUAAUCCGUAGUAGUGGGUAAUGAAUUUUUAUGAUAACAAAUAGCGUCAAAUUGAUUGAGAAAGAGACACAGAAUUCAUUUAAAUCAGCAACAUUAUGUAUUUCCAUGGUACCUACCUUGUGCAUGAAUUCACAAGUUUUAUGGAGCUUUUGAUUUUUUUCUACCCUUAGAAGACGAAAAAACAUACGAAAAGGUAAUAAAAUUGUUUAAAAAAGAAAUAAUUUGUAGUUUUGAGUAAGAAAACUAUUUCACUGAGGUCCCAAAGUAAACACAUAAAUGCACGUAACGAAUUGUAUGAAAAUGCUCUCAAUAAAGCUGCAUGAUAAGACGUUGGCAAGUAACUACGUAUGCGGCAUUUAAUAAAAUUGUUUAUAGGAUUUUGUGAAAAGAAACUCAAGUUUACAGAAUCUGUAAAUGAGAUUUUCUCCAAAAAUGCCAUAUCUUACUUACCUGCAUAUAUGUUUACUUUGAGCCCCAGUGUAAUUUUAUCACUGAUGUAAAACCAUUAUUUUGAAGAUUUAGUCAAUAAAAAUAAUAAAUGAGAAUAAA